CAAGAAAGUGCGAGAGUACCACUCUUGUUCCCAAGGUCACAUCAGAACUGCUGCAUGCUUGUGAAGGGAGAGGACCCAAAGGACGUGAUGGCCACUGAGCGCAAGUCCACGUGGAGGACAGCUGAGGAGAGGCGCAUGUCUGAUCUCACACGGGUCCUAGAGUGGAUGGAGCGAAGGCAUGGCAAGAAGAAGCUAGCUCUCCAGAAAAGCAAACCAAAGGCUGAGUUUGUCAGCCCUAAAGCAACUGGGACAACAAAAAGAAAAUCAAAAGGCAUCCUGAAAAAGCCAGGCAGGAACCUCCAGCUCUCCCCCAAGGUCUCACAGAAAAGCCCCAGGAAAGAAGAUGCUGUCAUGUACCGAAGACUCUAUGGAAUGGAGCAAAAAGGAAAACGCCUCAGUAUGGUUCCAGGCAGCUACGUCAAGGCCUCCCCCAAGAAAUCUGAUAUAGAAGUCAAGGAUUCUAUGACCAUGGAGUCUUCUCGGGGAGGCACAAAUCGUCGACAAAGCAGUUUAGAUCCCAUCUUCCAGGAAAGUAUGUUCCCCUCAAGGAAGAGUACUAUCAUGAGAGAAUGGAUAACAAAGACACCUGACACCUCUUACGAGCGCAAGCUGAAGACCCUCAUGGAAAAGGGCACCGAGCCCAAAAUUGAAGCUGUCAAAAUGUUGAAGCCAGAGGAGGUACUGAGCUGCAGAUACCUGAGGCUGUCCAAGAACAACAUCAAGACCUUGCUCAAGCUGUGCAAAGAUGCAGGGAUGAACGUGGACAUCCACCCCCACAUGAUUGAAGGAGAUAUCAAUGCUAAGAUGGUGUUUGACCAAAGCCUCACCACUGCCCUCUGAAUAGCCAUUUCCCCUGGUGCCUUCAGGCUCCACCGGCCCACAGAUACCAACCAUUCGGCGACACACUACAGGUGGCUUUUCAGACUUGGUUCAUUCCUUUUGAGACAGUACCGAUUAGAAAACAAGGGUAGACUGCAUUGAUCAUUGUGUUUGUGGUCAUUGGUUUGUAUUGCCGUUCAAGUCAGAACCAACUUCAGGUUCACUUAUGAGUCUUCUCACCCAAGCCAAAAGAAGACAGCAAUGGAUGGGCUUCCUAGAAAGGAAGUCUGAGAAGGGUGGAGAAAUGAAGGCUACUGGUCCUAUGUGAUGAACAGAGGGUAAACAGGCUGGAGAAGAUACAUUGCAGCCUUCCAUGCCUCUGGGCAGAGCUUUGCUUUGUGUGGAGCUGCCCCUCUUAUACAUAGGUUGUGGAGGCGAUAGCAGUUAUUAGGGAAAGGAGAACCUUUCAACAUAUCUACAUGGCAUGGGACCUUUAGAUGCUUACAACUACAGGGCUCCCGGGGGCAGCUGGAACCUCUCAGAGCUGGUAGUUCCCUCAAUGUCAUUGGGUUCAGGACUUCAUUAUUCACUUGCAGGAAAGAAGCCAGGGAGACAAGGGACCCAGUGAGUGUCACGUGGACAAGAUAUAGAAUGAUGAGGAUGAGAACAGGUAGGUCCCUGAGGGACACAUGGUUUGCAUUCAGCUAUUCACCUCAAGGUUGGCAGUUUCAACCUACCCAAUGGUACUGCAGAAAACACGCCUGUCAUCUGGUUCUAGAAAUACUACUACCAAGAAAACCCUAUGGAGCAGUUCUAUUCCCCAAUGCAUGGGGUCACUAUGAGUUUGGGUUUGGGCCUUUAGAAUGAGAACAGUGUCCCCACCAUGCUCGCUCAUUCUGCCUUCUUGUGUGAUGGAGAUGCAGGAGCGUUUUUGAAAGCAUGCAUAGAGGCAGUCUGUUCCUCCCCAUCCUGGAGCAGCUUCUAGGUGAGUAUGCAACCGAGGGUCUUGUAGUCCCUGCAGCACUCCAAAUCCCUACUGCUGUUCUCUGUGACUUCCAGCAAGUUACUUUACCUCUUAAUUUCCUCCUCUGUAAAAUAGAGCGAAUAAUACCUGCUUGCACAUGAAGCAGUUAUGAACAUAUAGAGCUUAAUGAAAAAGUAUGAGCUGUUUCCACAGUCCACUGGAGUAAACAAGGAGCAGACUUCCCAGUCCCACUUUUCCCUGAAAGGCUCCUCAGAAGUUGGUCUAUCAAUGCCAAACCAAACCCAACCGAGAUGGAAGCUGCUGGCACCCAAAGUAAGGGCUAAGGGUUCACCCAGACUCACCUCAACCUCUCAGGGGUAUCAGAGCAGAACUGUGUUCCGUAGGGUUUUUAAUGACUGAUUUUUUCUGGACACAUCACUAGGCCUUUCUUUUGAGGUGGUUGGAUGGACUCCAGACACCAGCCCAGCUCCUUCAAGUCCUCUAAACACCCACAUGCCCUGAUGCUGCACGGGCGUUCAUCAUGGGCCAUCUGGAACAUCAGCAGCUCGGCUCGCCUAGUCCCCUUGCUUCUGAUUCUCCUUUUAUCUAUCGACUCGUCCAUCGCGUGCUUACGGCGCUUCCACCAAGUGCCAAGUUAGAAUUCCCUUUUGACACAUUUUAAGGUUUUUAUUUUAUGUUAUGUUCUUUUUGA
Messenger RNA from Echinops telfairi (small Madagascar hedgehog), 2495 nucleotides. RefSeq names its product chromosome unknown C16orf78 homolog (gene CUNH16orf78). The coding region runs from base 55 to 840 and encodes 261 amino acids. The transcript has 5 exons. NCBI's taxonomy places the organism in Eukaryota, Metazoa, Chordata, Mammalia, Afrosoricida, Tenrecidae. The record is from RefSeq and is a predicted model, not a curated record.